Larimichthys crocea (large yellow croaker) is the source of this 2918-nucleotide messenger RNA. RefSeq names its product rabphilin 3A homolog (mouse), a (gene rph3aa). Gene Ontology annotation, molecular function: small GTPase binding. The coding region runs from base 203 to 1972 and encodes 589 amino acids. The transcript is spliced from 16 exons. Gene Ontology annotation, biological process: regulation of calcium ion-dependent exocytosis; intracellular protein transport; spontaneous neurotransmitter secretion. The record is from RefSeq and is a predicted model, not a curated record. Gene Ontology annotation, cellular component: synapse; postsynaptic membrane; extrinsic component of synaptic vesicle membrane. NCBI's taxonomy places the organism in Eukaryota, Metazoa, Chordata, Actinopteri, Sciaenidae.
GGGAUGGAGGGACGGAGGGAGGCGGAGCGAGGCUUUUACUACGUUGUGUGUGUCGAGGAGGCUGGCAGUGAGGAGGAGAGUACCGGAGAGGAUGCUGGAUGCUGAGACGGAGCUGCUGCCGUUACACUUUGUGUCACACUGAAGCAAGAAAAAAAAAAGAACAACACCACAUCUGUCCGAAAGCCUCAGGAUUAGGUGGACGAUGAACAUGCCUGGCGGCCUCCCAGCGGAGGAGCUCACGGAUGAGGAGAAGGAGAUCAUCAACAGUGUGCUGGCUCGUGCUGCCAUGAUGGAGACCAUGGAGCAGGAGAGGAUUGAGCGUCUUUCCAGUCGCCUGGAUAAUAUCAAGAAGACGGCGUGUGGUGAUGGCCAGUCGCACUGUUUGUUGUGUGGGGCGUCGUUUGGACCACAGGGGGUCACAGCUGUCCUCUGUGUGGAGUGCAAGAAGCACAUGUGCAGCAAAUGUGGGAUUUGGAGCAACAGCAGGUCGAGUCCUGUGUGGCUGUGCAGAAUCUGCAACGAACACAAAGAGGUACAGAAGCGUUCAGGUGCUUGGUUCUUCAAAGGGCGAGGACAGCAGGGUCUGCCUCCUCCCCUCGCUCUGUCCGGACCUCGACUGUCCAGCACCGAGAACAGGCUGACUCCAGGAGGCCACGAUGGAUCGCAGGAACCGACGACACAUCCUCAGCAAAAUGAGUCACAGCAGCCUUCCCGUGGAUCAGAACAAUGGGAGCCGACAGCAGGAACAACAGCUGACAGCUGUAAUGAGGGUCAGUCCUCUCCAGCAGCUGUAAUGAAGACUGAGCGACAUGUGUUGGCCUCCAAACCGCCGCGGGCAAACGCGCAGCAGGCCGCCCCCACCUCAGCUCCGGCUGCAGAUGUGGAAACCAAAGAAGACUCACCUCCAGCUGUGGAGGUAAAAAGACAAGCUGUCGUCUCACACAUUCCCACGACUAAGAUGAUCCCACCUGUUAACCCACCGGUCAACAACCCUGCUCCUCCACGACCUCCACCAGAUCGAACGGAGGACGAGGACAUCGACUACGACUCAGAUGACGCCACCACUCUGGGAUCUCUGGAGUUCAGUCUGCUUUACGCACAGGAGAGCCACGCCCUGCACUGCUGCAUCGUUAAAGCAAAGGGUCUGAAGCCGAUGGACUCAAACGGACUCGCUGACCCGUAUGUGAAGCUGCACCUCUUACCUGGAGCCAGUAAGUCCAACAAGCUUCGUACCAAGACCCUCAAAAACACUCUGAACCCGGUCUGGAAUGAGACUCUGGUCUACCACGGGAUCACCGAUGACGAAAUGUCGCGCAAGACUCUCCGGCUGUCGGUGAGUGACGAGGACAAGUUUGGACACAAUGAAUUCAUAGGAGAGACACGAGUCGCCCUGAAGAAACUGAAGUUUGACCAGAAGAAGAACUUCAGCGUUUGUUUAGAGCGAGUGAUCCCGGUGAAGAAGGCUGUAGGAGGACCGGCCCGAGGCAUGGCUCUCUAUGAGGAUGACCCGAAUGAAGGUGAGGAUUCAGAGGAGAGGGGUCGCAUCCUGGUGUCGCUGAUGUACAGCAGCCAGCAGAGUCGUCUGAUCGUGGGCGUGGUCCGAUGCGCUCACCUGGCUGCCAUGGACUCCAAUGGAUACUCGGACCCGUUCGUCAAAGUAUGUCUGAAGCCCGAUAUGGGGAAGAAGGCUAAAAACAAGACACAGAUAAAAAAGAAGACCCUCAAUCCAGAGUUCAACGAGGAGUUCGGUUAUGAAAUAAAGCACGGCGAGUUAGCCAAGAAAACCCUCGACAUCUCGGUCUGGGACUACGACAUGGGAAAGUCCAACGAUUUCAUUGGAGGAUGUCAGCUGGGCAUCCAGGCUAAAGGAGAGUGUCUGAAGCACUGGUACGAAUGCCUCAAGAACAAAGACAAGAAGAUCGAGCGUUGGCACGUUCUGCUAAACGACAACACCGCCCAGUUUGAGGAUUGAACUCGUCGUCCUCUCUAUCUAUGUAUUUUUUUCUUUCUCUGUCGUUCUCCCUGUAGAAUGUUGUCUUCCAGUGAGCACCGGUAGACACGUAUUAUCCUCUUGCUUUUAACGUAGUUUGUCCCAAAGUGCAAUGUGCGAGCUACACUUCCAACAGUUUUCAAGUGACCAACAUGGAUGUUGACCUUGGGGGAGGGAUCUUUGUAAAAAGGAGUGAUCCCUAAACAAAAUCAUACCACUCUCAUUUUGCCAUAUCAUAAACUGUACCAUAUAAUAAACAAACCGUAUCUGACAGGCGGUAAUGACUGAAGUUGGGUGAUUAUCACAUUUUAUGGAGCAGAUAAAACCCUCGUUAUCAUCAUCAGUAUGUUGUAAAAGACGUGUGCCUCCAUGCUCGGACCCAACACAGGGGAUAUUCCCAGGUUUUAUGUCCAUGACCUCUUUCCCUCCCAUGUUCAUCUGUGCUCCUGUCAUAUGAGAUCAUGUAUCGGCUGAUCCGUGUGACCACGUUGCUCGAGUGCUUGCAUCACCAAAACAUUAACUUCACUAGUGUUGGUGUAAUAAUUACCGUGCAUCAUGCAUAUGUUAAAUAUUAAAUGGGACACUUAAAGAUGUUCGGUUGCUGACUCGCUCUUUUGCUGUUGAUGUGACUUUUUUUUUUGCCUUUUUGAUACAGAUAACACGACAGUCUCUUCAUCAUCACUGCAUCACCUUCACCUGUGCAUGGAGGAAAGGCCUAAAAUGCUUGAAAGAAAUGCAUGGAGAGCAGAUUUGGUUAUGCAAUGCGAGCUAAACUCCCAGAAGAUUCAUGUAAUAUUCACCCAGAGAUAUAUUUGAUCGCUAAAUUUGAAUGUCAGGUUAUCGGAUCAACAUUUUUGCUCUCUGUAUUCAUGUCGAUGCAUGUCUGGACUCAUGUUGUAGAAUACACGUGGCUAAUAAAUAAAGACAU